Molecule: messenger RNA, 1521 nt
Organism: Macrobrachium nipponense
Lineage: Eukaryota; Metazoa; Arthropoda; Malacostraca; Decapoda; Palaemonidae
Product: moesin/ezrin/radixin homolog 1-like
Exons: 2
Coding region: 151-522 (123 amino acids)
Molecular function (GO): actin binding
Source: RefSeq, a predicted model, not a curated record
AGCAGGCCCAGUCUGAGUUCUUAAUCACCGCAGUGUGGACAGAACGCUCGCCGAGGCAAGAAGUACUCCAUUAUUGAAAGGCGCGGCCGCUCUUUUGGGGGAACACGGCAAAACACCCAUUUAGCCGAUCAGUCAGGCAAUCAAUCAGUCAUGUCUCACUUGGACACCAUCACGCCCGAAGUGGUCGUCGAGGAGAUUCCGGAGGGCGACUCCGAGAGCGUAGUGGUAACGGAGGGGGAGGAGGAGGAAGCCGUCAGCGUCGUCAGCGAGGACGAGGUGAAUGUUUUGAGCGAGGAGGUGAACAUCUCCAGCGAGGAAGAGGUUAAUAACGUUUCUGGCGGAGAAGAGGAAGUGAAAGUCACCUUGCCAGAAGGAAGCCCAGUGUUGAUACGAGAGCCAUCUAUCAGUAAGAAUGUUUACAAAAAGAAUCUGAGCCAAGGACAGAUGAUGUACAAGACGUUGAAAGAGAUAAGGAGAUGCAACACGAGACGGAUCGUGGAUCAGUUCGAGAAUCUAUGCUAGCGUCGUGUCCCGUUCUGUUAAAGCGCCUUGAUAGGAUAAAAGAAAAAAAUAGAAAAAAAGAAAUGGGCUUCAAAGCUUUUUUCAUUUCAUGCGCGCAUUCCAAAUGCUGUCUAACUGUCCCUUUCGUCUGUACAUCAUUCAUUAAAUGUUUUCAUAAUAUAUAUGUAUAUAUAUUACUUCUGAUAUGAGAGAAAAACUAAUAAACUAAAAUAGAAAUCAGUGAAAGAAAAAAGAUCUUAUGCUUGCAAGCUGUUAUAGGCAAAAACAAGUUGUCUUUGAUAAAUGCCGUAUAACGGGGUUCAACUUCUUAUUCUAUUUUGAUUUUGGUGGUGUUGCCAAACUUGUCUUUCAUCACCAUCCAGCUCUGCGGUGUAUAAAAGCCUAAUCUUUCUAUUUAUCUCAUUUAUCUGCAUGAAAAUUGUCUCUGCCCAGUUACAGUUCUCUAUAGAGAGAGUUGACGGGGACCAUUCAUCUUAAUUUUAUUUGUUUCCAAGUCGCAUUACUCAAAAAACGUCUAUUUAACUAAGCGUCUUUAAGUCAGCUCACUUUGGUGUGAUAUUAGUAUUACGGUUCUUGUACUUCUUUUUUUUUUUCUUUCAGACACUGAUUCUGUCUCUUAAUAUUUUUGUCCUAAAAGUGAGCAUUGGUUUUUAGUCAAUUUCUCCUGUUGAAAGUAAUGUGACAGUGAAUGAGUUUAAGGGUUAUUUGUUCAGUUUUGCUGUUCAGUAAAUAUCAGUGUCUGUUCAGGUCACGUCGGGGGUCUUCCUUAAUAUCUGCAGACGCUUCUGUUAUGAAAAAGAAAAAAAUGUGCCGUAUAGAUUUUUGGAUUUUGUGUGUGUAUGAAUUUUGACCACUUAUUUCUUUUCGAUUAAAAACUCCAUUACAGAAAUAGGAAUCCUGAAACAGGAACUGUCACGAGCCAGAUGUAUUUCAUAGCUGUUCUUUGGUUUAGUAGUGUCUUGUAGUGUUAAGAAUAAAGAUAGUAGACCUCAUCAGUAA